CAGCGGAGGAUUCAAACUGAACAUGGCUGCGGGGAAAGAUGUUAAUGAAAAUACGAGAAAUAAAAGAGGAACAGUGUGCAGCAUGGUGAUCGAUCAUGACAAAUCUCCGAGAGGCUCUCACACGGGUCGACCACCAGUCAUCUUCAAUCCAGACUUUUUUGUGGAGAAACUCCGCCAUGAGUGCCCAGACAUUUUUUUGGAGCUGGUGCUGAGUAACAUUACUCGCCUUAUUGAUCUUCCUGGGACUGAGUUUGCUCAGCUCCUUGGCGAGGAGAGCCCCAAGACCCCCACUAGUGGAAACGGAGGCUUCUUUCGUUCUUUUAACUUCCUUAAACGCAAAGAUAAAGGUGUCAUGUUUGGAACCCCACUGACAGAAAGCUGCCUUGCUCAGAUCUACCAGCUCAUUGAGUACCUCAGCAAAAAUCUACAUGUGGAAGGUCUGUUUCGGGUGCCGGGGAACAGCGUGCGGCUGCAGGCCCUGAGGGAGUUGCUCAACAGUGGGGUUGAUGUCGACCUGGAGUCGGGAGACUUUCACCCUAAUGACGUUGCCACGCUCCUCAAGACCUUCCUGGGAGAACUGCCUGAGCCUCUGCUCACACACAGACACUUCAAUGCACACCUGAAGAUAUCUGAUUUGACUCUGUUUGACGAGCAAGGCAACAAGACCGCCAUUCCCAACAAGGAGCGUCAAAUUGAGGCCCUGCAGCUUCUUCUCCUGCUGUUACCCCAGGCCAAUCGCUCACUGCUCAAGCUGCUGCUGGACCUGCUCUACCACACCGCCAAGCAGCAGGACAAGAACAAGAUGUCCGCCUUCAACCUGGCCCUCAUGUUUGCACCGCAUGUCCUGUGGCCCAGACACAUGACAGCUGGUGACUUAAAAGACAAUCUGAAGAAACUAAAUAACAGCAUGGCAUUCCUCAUCAAACACUCACAGAAACUCUUCAGGGCUCCAGUCUACCUGCGGGAAUAUGCUAGAAUGCACUUCAGUGGGACCAAGGCUCUGCAGACCAAGGAUGAUCUGGACUUGUUGGCGUUGAGCAGCUCGCCUGUUCAGCGGACCGUGUUGUCCCUGAAGAGGACGGCUGCGCUGGGCCCCAGCUCUCAGGAGUCAUGCCAGUCACCAGCUCAGCAGUACACAGAGGAGGCCCUGAAAGAGCUCUUCAGACAUGUCAACCACAACAUGCCUGACUCUGCCAAGAAAAAGAAACUUGUCCGACAGCUUGUUAAACACACAGCCUCAGGAACACCAAACAGUGAGCACCACCAGGGACCACCAGCUCCCAGCAAGAAACGUCCUCGUUCACGCUCCUUUGGUGGCCUCAUCAAGCGCAAAGCUCGUGGUGAUCAGCUGACGGCAGAGCGGCGGGUCAGACACAUUUCUCCCGAUGUCGUGAGCAGGGCAGGAAGAAAAGCUGGCAAAGAGAAUGUCGUCCUCCAAGGGGUGAGCAGCCCAUUAAGUGGUCCUGUGUUGGGGAAGAUGGGACUCGUGGUGAAAAACCCAGACUUCACUUUCUCUGAGAAAAAAACUCUAAAGGUGUCCAAGCAGGCGUCUCCUUCUGUCCCCAGGAUGUGUUUCUCUCCCGUCCAGGGAAUCUCUGUGUGAAAACUUGAUACCACUUCCUCGUCUUUCUCCGGGUUUGGGCAGCAUUAAUAUGAUUAACUCUCAUCUUCUGUCCGUGUGCUUUUUUAAUUUUAGUACGUCAAUUAUAACUGUGAAUAAUAAUGAUACAGCUAUUUUAUUCUUAGCCAGAGGAGACAAACCAAAGUCAGGAACUCUGAAUGUGUUCACACACUGGUCUCAACAGUAAUCAGUGUGGUCCACUCCUGUUAUUUUAGAUCUCAAGAUGAUUUUCAAUAACAAAGCAAUGUGUUAAGAUUUCUUGCCAUGUGCGUGUUUUUUCAUGCUUCCGACUGAUUUUAAGGAAGGUAUCAGUGUUUAAUCAGCUGCUCUUUAAAUUGACACAGGGUUCAGUUGCCAUUGAGUGUAUUUUGUACUGUUUUUAGAAUCAGAGAAGAGGUUACAGUACUUUUGGAGUACUGAGAGAUUCUAAGGCUAAAAAGAAAUAUCCUAUUCAUUUGCUAUUAAUCUGAUGACCUAGUUGAUCGGGUUUUGAAACAUACACAAACCUGUUCACCAUAUGUUUAUUAAGACACCAUUUAAAAAAAACUACAUGUUUAACACUAGAAUACAAUAUCUUCGUUGCACAUGUAUAAUCUAAUCUUGGUUAGUUAUCAUUCAGUCUUCUGCUUUGGUUUGGCUUCACUGGCUCAGAGCAGCUUGACUUGACACUUUAGAGUCUGUGACAUACAGUCUGCUCUGUUGGUAGAAUAUGUAAAUAUGUACUGUGUUUGUUUGCAUGUUUUUUUAAGGGUUUAUUCUUAUUGGGAUAUGUCUUUAGUAACUGGUACACACCUUUGGGGAAACUUUCUUUAUCAGGUUUACUUUUAAAUUGUUAUUUUUUUAUUAUUAUAAUUUUAAAUUUUUAAUGCCUUUUGAGGCGCUGUACAUGAUGAAACCACUUACUGGGAAUUGUGUCUGUGAAUCUGUUAAAUAUGAAUUGUUACGUUACGUUCCCAGAACAUCUCAAACGAUAUUUACUUUUUUCUUAACUGCACCUGGUGGUGGAGGGGUAAUGAGUCUUCAUUUUAGCAAAAGGGGGUUGAGAGGUUUGUUAUGCUGAAGGUUUAAAUGAAAGUUGAAAGAGGAAGGAAGAAAAAAAGCAGUUCUCUCUUCUUAACAUCUGUGUGUGUG
Molecule: messenger RNA, 2752 nt
Organism: Solea senegalensis (Senegalese sole)
Lineage: Eukaryota; Metazoa; Chordata; Actinopteri; Pleuronectiformes; Soleidae
Gene: arhgap19
Product: Rho GTPase activating protein 19
Exons: 12
Coding region: 23-1603 (526 amino acids)
Biological process (GO): regulation of small GTPase mediated signal transduction; signal transduction
Cellular component (GO): cytoplasm
Molecular function (GO): GTPase activator activity
Source: RefSeq, a predicted model, not a curated record